AUGGUGAGCAAGGAGGGAGCCAAAUGCAUGCUCACCAACUCUGAGUCGGACUCGGAGGCAGCUCCGGCGCCCUCCGUGUCCAUGGCUCUAGAGAAGUAUUCCUUGGAAGCCAGUCGACAGGUACGGAAGAGGAACAAAGCGCUGCAAGUUCGUUUCAAGGAUAUUUGUGAAGCGCAGAACGAGCAGAGGGAGGCAGAGCUGCAGGCAGCAAGGAAAGCAGGAAAACCCAUCUCCUAUAAAGCAGCGUACCGCAAGUACAUGACGGUGCCAGCGCGGAGGUCCAUCCCCAACGUGACCCGCAGCACUGGGGUCCAGACGUCUCCAGACCUGAAGAAACAUUAUCAGACUUUUCCCUUUGAGAGGAAGAAGGGCCACACUUUUAAACAUGUGGCUGCCGUGGAAACGUACAGAGGAGGGAAUAAUGGCGUGAUGGUGGACGGAAAGCACUCUCAGACCGAUCUUGAUGAAGAUGAGGAGGAGGGGGGGGCAUGUGGGGGGGUGCGCAGGACCAGGGCUCUGCUCCAUAACGAGUGUGUGACUACAGUGGAGCAGCACAUGGCUCCAGAUGGACUGUGUUCAGAGCUGCUGCUCAGCUGCUCUGUGGAUGCAGACCGUCUCCCAGACGCUCAGGACUAUCAGCUCUGCAACGUCCCCAAACCCAGGACUGGAUUACAACAGGCCGAGCAGAGGCUGCACCUGGAGGAGGGCUCGUCCCACACCCUGCCGGACAGGGCCUCCAGGGUGAGCGGCCCCAUCACCUGGAACUCUUUGACGGAGGUGGAAUGUUUGGACAGUCCGUCAGUGAGGAGCAAGAGGAAGAAAGCCUUACAGCUCAACGGGCUGCAGCCGGAGACUCUGCCUCGAGCAGGAGGCUGUACCACGCAGGCACAGUGCCACUCGGGACGCCUCUCUGCUCCCCCUCUGUCCUCCCCUCCUCCCGACUCCACACAAAACGCCUGUAAGCAAAUAGUGCCUCUGAACCAGGACGGGGAAGUAAAAGCACAGCUCCAGGCCAUGGAGAACCUCAUUAGCUCGAGCCAGGAGACCAUAAAGGUUCUGCUGGGGGUGAUACAAGAGCUGGAGAAGGGGGAGGCCCACCGCGAGGGGUAA
Messenger RNA from Knipowitschia caucasica, 1110 nucleotides. NCBI's taxonomy places the organism in Eukaryota, Metazoa, Chordata, Actinopteri, Gobiiformes, Gobiidae. The record is from the annotation of a GenBank genome assembly.